This is a messenger RNA of Saccharomyces eubayanus, 858 nucleotides long. It is a transcript of the gene PRY1, whose product is annotated as sterol-binding protein. The transcript has a single exon. Bases 1 to 858 code for a protein of 285 amino acids. Gene Ontology annotation, cellular component: extracellular region. Lineage: Eukaryota; Fungi; Ascomycota; Saccharomycetes; Saccharomycetales; Saccharomycetaceae. The record is from RefSeq and is a predicted model, not a curated record.
AUGAAACUUUCAAAAAUAUCGCUCUUAACAUCUGCUUUGGCCUCGACCGCUCUCGCUGCUCCCGCCGUUGUCACUGUCACUGAACACGCCCAUGCUGCUGCUGUGGUGACUGUGCAAGGCGUGGUCUACGUUAAAAACGGCCAGACUCUCACCACUUACGAAACGUUGGGCGCUGCUUCUGCUACUGCCAACCCAACCUCCACCGCCACAGCUUUAGUUGCUCCUCCUAUCGCUUCUGCUUCCAGCGAUUCUAAAGCAGCUUCGUCUGUUUUGCAGAACUUUGCCCAGGUUAAAAGCAAGUCUACAAGCUCAACCACCUCGUUGGCAUCACCUUCAUCGCAAGCAAAAGCCACCAGCACUUCUACACCAGCUACAACCAUGUCCACUUCCCAAACCGCUGCCACCACCUCUGCCUCUACUUCAAAUGACAACUUAUCAGAUUUUGCCUCAUCCGUCUUGGCUGAACACAACAAGAAGAGAGCUUUGCAAAAGGACACYCCAGCCUUAACAUGGUCUGAUACAUUGGCUACUUACGCUCAAGAUUAUGCCGACAACUACGACUGUUCAGGUACUUUAACUCAUUCCGGUGGCUCAUAUGGUGAAAACUUGGCCCUGGGUUACGAUGGUCCAGGCGCCGUUGAUGCUUGGUAUAACGAGAUCUCCGACUAUGAUUUCUCGAACCCAGGUUUCUCGGGCAACACUGGUCAUUUCACCCAAGUCGUCUGGAAGUCUACCACACAAGUCGGUUGUGGGAUCAAGACCUGUGGUGGUGCAUGGGGUGACUACGUCAUCUGUAGUUACAACCCUGCAGGCAACUACGAAGGCGAAUACGCUGAAAAUGUCGAACCCUUGGCUUAG